Molecule: messenger RNA, 408 nt
Organism: Budorcas taxicolor (takin)
Lineage: Eukaryota; Metazoa; Chordata; Mammalia; Artiodactyla; Bovidae
Gene: HOATZ
Product: HOATZ cilia and flagella associated protein
Exons: 4
Coding region: 1-408 (135 amino acids)
Biological process (GO): cilium assembly
Source: RefSeq, a predicted model, not a curated record
AUGGAAACGAGGCCCAGCGGCAGUCUUAGCAGCCCAGAGGGGUCCUGUGAAGCUUUUCCCCAAGGAUUGCUAGUGUUCACCGGCUCUUCGGAUCGCGAUGCCAACUUAGCCAAGCAGUUCUGGAUCGGGGCGUCAAUGUACCCCCACAACGAAUCUCAGCUGGUGCUCUCCAGAGGUAGCAGCCAGCGUCUGCCGGUGGCGAGGCCUUCCAAGAGCAGUGCACAGGAGAAAACUUAUUUCCAGCCCUUUUCCCUUGAGGAAAGCAAGAGUAGAGAUGUCACUGCUGAAACCCUAAAGAUUCAGGAAUCCGAGGAGAAAAAAAAGUAUCUCCAAAAGCUUUUCUGCAGGAUGGAGACCAAACUCUCCAGCGUGGUAUUCAAGUUCUUUCCCAGUCUGACCGUGACCUAA